AAACGAGAGACAGGGGAGAGCAACAACAGUAGACGAACAUUCAGAAUAUCUCAGCACCUCCCCUGACUUACCAUACCCAAGGAGCGACAGAAACGAGAGCCAGGGGAGAGCAACAACAGUAGACGAACAUUCAGAAAAAACAACAAAACUAGGUACCGACGGCAGGACACAAGAAGAUAUGUGCAAGAAAAAGUAGAGCCAGAAUUCCAUCCAUCAUCACAGCGAGCAACAAGAUCACCAUUGAAGCAUCAUCAGCACCAGGGCGAUCUCUUUUAAUCAAUGGCCGAGAUCAUCAGGUCUGCCAUCAUUGGGGAGACAGUUAGCCAGAUUUUUUCUGGCAUAACCAACGGGAAAGACGAUGAUAAAUCAGAUGAAGCCAGCGGAGGAGGUGGCCUAGAGAGACUGGAGAUGGCACACAUCAAAAUGGAGGCUGCACUCGAGAUGUCUGACAAGUGGCAGAUCACCGAUGUGUCACUACUUCAUUGGCGUAAGAAGCUGAAGAGUGCUGCCCAGGAUUGCAACGACGCAGCUCGCAGAUGCUGGGAGCUCUCUCUGGAAGAAGAUGAGGCAGAGCAGGUGCUAAGAAAAUCUUCGUUUGCUACACGGAUCGCUCAUGCGACCAAGGCAUUUGUCACCUCUUUCAUUGGCUGCGAAGGUGAUCAUUGCUCAGGCAGCAUCACCGCCGCCGUUCGAAGAUUCGAGAGGUUUGCUGAUGGUGCUACAGAGUUCAUUCGAUGUGUGCAGCUCGGUGGAACACCUCGACAGCCCCUGUUCUUCGACCCUCUCAUCAGGCAUAUCUUCACAGGCAAAACGCUGCGGUAUAUGGUGAUGCAUACGGGAGGCCAGUAUCAGUACUUCGGCAUACGUCCUAUGGCCUUUGAGGAGCGUGGACUGGAGGCCAUGCUAUCCUUCAUAUAUGAAGAUUUCAAGGUGCCCAAGAACAGUUUUCGCCUUGGGUUCAUGCUGCGUCUUUCAGAGAGUACAGACAUUAUCGGAACUACAGUCAAGUGCUUGCGACUGGUGACACCUCACUUCAAGUCCACGGCCGACGCUGUGAUCAAAGGUAUCAUCCAACUCCCUACCCAAGAUUUUUCAUGUUUACCACCAGAGGCUGAGAGCACAAACAUGCAACACAGGAACCAGAUCCACAAAACUUUUACUGGAUGGUUCCGUCCAGAUCCAUUAUGUUGCCAAGGAUACAAACAGGAGGUCGUGCCUUCUCAUGUCGGUAACUGCGGGAACAAAGUGAGACUUUCAAGCAUACUAGGGGUUGGGUGGCACCUCUUGAGCGGGAGCUAGGCGGUGUCAGGUUGGGGGCGCGCCCCUUCCUCCUUCCUGAAUCUACUAACUUAUAUGAUUGUUUUUAAACAACUGAUAUUUGAAA
Molecule: messenger RNA, 1384 nt
Organism: Triticum urartu
Lineage: Eukaryota; Viridiplantae; Streptophyta; Magnoliopsida; Poales; Poaceae
Source: RefSeq, a predicted model, not a curated record